AAAAAGAAUUAGAAAGGAAGGAAUUCAGCAUUAGUCUUGAAAGAUACACUUGGGUGUUCAGCACUUUCUCCUUCUCUCUGAUUUCUUUGGACCUCUCUCACUCACCAGUAAAGACAAAGAAUUCUCUCAACUAGUUGAAUGGAGACAGUAUCAGCCCAAGGAAGAUUAUUAGCAAUUUGUCACUUUUACAUUUACAACAAACAGAAAGAGCUGCCCACCCAGUGGUAAUUAUUUGAUCACUAGGACUAAAUAAUGAAAAAAAUAUUCAUUAAAAGGGUGUGGAUUUCAUAGCAAUACAUUAGCAUAAAACAAGGCAUUAACAGUGCUAAUGAGAAAAGUGUUACUUAGCUGCUUUAAAUAUGGUAUUUUGGACAUUUGAAAUGACAAAAACAUGGUGAGCAGUCACAUGGAUGUAUACCUACUACUUGAACCAUAAAAUCAAACUUGUCAUGAUAGAGAAGACAGAAAUGCUGAUAUGUAAUCCUUCACAGAUCCCCUUAUUAAAACUUAAACUGAUUUUUAGAAAAAUUAGGCUUUCUUCUAAGUUGUCUUUGUUUUAAUCAGGGAAUAGAAAUUCCUUUUUUCCUUAAUUUACAUUUAAUUCUUGUCCUUCAUUGCCAAUCUCUUAUGAAAUACUAUGUUUCAUGUUGUUGCAUCUGUUUACAUAUAUAUCAAAGAAUACAUGUUUAUGAUCUUGAUGUUUUCAGAACAAAACACCUUGGGACUUUCAGUGCAGAAUGGAGGCACUGUGAUUUUUUUUUUUUUAAUACUAAACUGGCCAUGAUACACUGCAGUGCUUCUCAGAGAGGCUCAUUCCAUUUAUUUUUAAAAUGUAGCCAAGUCAAUAAUGAACUACCAGCCUGGCAUUGGGUAUGGCCAAUCUUUAAGUGUUAUUCACAGCUAUAAAACAAGUAGAUUUUAUUUCCAGCCUUUACCUUCCCCUUGCUUAGCUUUUGGAACGUAUCCCAAGUUGCUAAGUUCAUGGUCUUUCUCUCUCCAUUCUCCUUCCAUUCUCUCCCAGUGAAAAAGUGAUAACUGCUAGUUGUCUGGCUUGAACACAUGUUUAAUGGCACUGAUGUCCCUAAUGGUGGCCUAUCAAAACAAAAGCACGUGCACAAAGUAGCUGGCAUUGACCUCUCCAUCAGAGGGCAUCCAGAGCUGGACCUGAGCUUGGAUUCUGAUUUGAUUUGAAUUUAAUUCAAUUAAAUUACAGGAUCCAAUACUGAAGUGUAAUGCUAAACCUGUCUACCAUUACUGCCCAUGCUUUUGGCAUACCAGGGCCACUAGACCUUAGAUCCCUUUCACCUUCCACAAAAGAUGCCCUGGAAUAGCAAAACUCUGAUCAAACCCUAAAUAAGAAUGGAAAGGGAACAAAAUAAUCCAUUGAGAUCUUUCCUCUUCUACUGUGAUGCGAUUGAAACCCUAAUGCUUGGCUACUCUUGCAUAGCUAUCGGAAGAGGCUCACAAUUGCCAUGAGAGAGUGUAUAUUCUGCCGUAGGCUCUGUUCAUUUACGUAAUAGGAUAGUCAUGCGAGGUGAGCUGCCACUGGUCAGAAUCAAGCCAGCAAAAAUUCCCACAGGGAAGAGCGUUAGGGCUGACCACCGUUAGCCACAGUAACAAGAAUUGGGGUCCUAAGUUAAGUCCUGUUAAACUUUUGAGAGUUUUUUCAUCAUUAAGACUAUAAAUCACAGGCCAGGCUGUUUCAGUUUCAGCCAGCCAAAUGUAAGAACAACUUGGCCAUAUGCUUCUUUUUCAAAGAACUUUAUUCAUUUAGCCCCAGGCUCAGAAUUCAACAAUGUUUUCUAUGGACUUUUUCUCUUCACAUCAAAUAAUAUUAAAGCGGAAAAAUAUGGGGGAAAAUUCUAAUUACUCCCAUAUGUAUACUUGGAAAUGGCCAAAUGGAAUUAUUCACAGUUUCCUUAAACACGUACUCUGAUUCCUGAUCUCCACACGUGUGGGCAUAGACCCUAGUGCAAAGACCUCCUCAGGCUCUGUUUGUCAGAAUCACACUCAUUUUUUUAAAGCCCACCCAAAUGUCUUCUCUGUGCGCCCCGCUACGAUCACCCCAGUCGAAAAUAAUAUCACUCCCCCAACAUUGUCUUUGUGUCUUUUUUGAGACACCUCUUACAUAAGGUUUGUGAAAGCCUUAAGCUUUUGCGCAACUUCUCUUCUGGUCCUUAGCAGCUUGGCAGCAUAAAUCUGAAUCUUUCCAGUGAUGCGUGGCAGUGUCUUAAAUGUGAUCGGUUCUUCAUGACUAUUUUGCUUCUUGGCGAUUAACUAUUGGGGGUGUCGAAAAAUUAAAGGGAAAUAGAUACUUCACAAAUAUGUGUAUGCCCUUUGCCUCUCCCAGUCAUCUGUAAGAGCUCUCAGCCUCCCACUGCAGAAGGUCAGGAGUCUGUAGUGUAUUUACUCUGGGUGUUAAAGCACUUGAAAGUUUAUUUUUCACUGGAAGAGCUUUAUUUGAUUCAUUCUUUGUAAGGAAGGGUGCUAGCAUACUCAGCUGUUGAUGCUUAUUUGGAGUAGUUUUUCAUUGGAGACGUUUAUCACACCCAUUUGUUACCUGUCUGCAGCUGCCUUUGGAGAAAGCAAACGUGCUUUCUGUAACUUUUACAGCCUCCAAGGAAAUCUAUGCCCAGGGCUCAGUUUUCUUCUACUGCCUUUUCUUCUACCUUUCUCUUUUUAACUCGUUUAGUGAGCGCUGCUUCCUGGCGCUUAGUCAGCUCUGAGGCACCGCAAACGCUGGCAUUUGCCUUCAGCACCGUGGGGGGAUCAGAGCUGCUGGAACUGCCCGUCUAGGGGGCUGGGGGCUGACUGCUUACGGUCCCGUUCUCCUUUCUUCUUCUGAUUGGCUGCUCGAGGUCACGUGAAGGCCGGGGGUUGGAAUUCUGAGUUGUGGCUUUUGGCACUCCUUCUUCUUUUUAAAAAUCGCCUGGUGUGUGGAGCUCCGCCGGGCUUGGUGCCUCGCUCCCUUACUGAGACUGGAGACAGCCGGGAACAGCCACAGGGCAGACUGAGGUGGCAAAAGGGAAAUCUGCCGAGAUGUUCAGUCAGGGACCCAGGACCCCAGCUUCAGGCUGCUACUAUCUAAAUUCCAUGACACCUGAGGGCCAGGAGAUGUACUUGCGAUUUGAUCAGACUGCGAGGCGCUCUCCUUACAGGAUGAGCCGGAUUCUAGCACGCCAUCAGCUAGUGACUAAAAUUCAACAAGAAAUCGAGGCGAAGGAAGCAUGCGACUGGCUCCGUGCUGCUGGGUUCCCACAAUACGCUCAGUUGUAUGAGGAUUCCCAAUUUCCCAUCAACAUUGUGGCUGUCAAGAAUGAUCAUGAGUUUCUUGAAAAGGACCUUGUAGAACCUCUUUACAGACGACUGCAUACAUUGAACAAGUGUGCCUCAAUGAAACUUGAUGUGAACUUCCAAAGGAAAAAGGGUGACGACUCAGAUGAGGAAGAUCUCUGCAUCAGCAACAAAUGGACUUUCCAAAGAACCAGCCGCCGGUGGUCUCGCGUGGACGACCUGCACACGCUGUUCCCCGGAGGAGACCGGAAUGGGUCAUCGGGAGACAUUAGGAUGAGGAACACCACCAGCAGUGAAAGUGUCCUCACAGACCUGAGCGAGCCCGAGGUCUGCUCCAUUCACAGUGAGAGCAGCGGAGGGAGUGACGGUCGCGGCCAGCCGGGCAGCCACAGCGCGGGCCGCGAGCCGUUCGACUGCCCCGGCCAGUCCUGCCCCGACAGCCCAGUCAUGCUGGACGCCACGUUCGUCAGCGGCAGCCUCCCACAGUCCCCCAAAGACGUUCUCAGCUACCCCCUCCACCCAAAGAAUGAGAAAGCCACCAGGACCAGAGCCAAAUCAUUUUUGAAACGUAUGGAGACACUCCGAGGGAAGGGAGCGCACGGAAGGCACAAGGGGCCGGGGCGGACCGGGGGCUUGGUGAUCAGCGGGCCCGUGCUGCAACAGGAGCCAGAGGCCUUCAAGGCCAUGCAGUGCGUCCCCAUCCCGAACGGGGAUCUCCAGAGCUCGCCCCCCGCUGCCUGCACCAGAGGGCUCCUGAGCUCCGGCAAAUGGAGCGGGGAAAGCAGCCAGUCGUUAAACAGCGGUAGCGGGGUGAGCACGCCCGGCCCCAAGGAACGGAAAAGCCAGGAGGCCAACAAGCGCGGGGGCAUGUACUUGGAAGACCUGGACGUGCUGGCCGGGACGGCACUGCGGGACACAGGCGACCAGAACCACGCACACGAGUUCCAUUCCCAGGAGAACUUGGUCGUGCAUAUUCCCAAGGAUCACAAACCAGGAACGUUCCCCAAGGCACUCUCUAUUGAGAGCCUCUCGCCCACAGACGGUAGCAAUGGGGUUAACUGGAGGACCGGUAGCAUCUCCCUGGGCAGACAGCAGGGCCCUGGUGCCGGGGAGCCCAGACUCAUGGCGUCCUGCCACAGAGCAAGUAGAGUCAGUAUCUACGACAACGUCCCGGGCUCCCAUUUGUACGCCAGCACGGGAGACCUUUUGGACUUGGAGAAAGAUGACCUCUUCCCUCAUUUAGAUGACAUCUUGCACCACGUCAAUGGGCUCCAGGAGGUAGUGGAUGACUGGUCAAAGAACGUCUUGCCUGAGCUGCAAACACACGACGCACUGGUUGGAGAAUCUGGAUUAUGCCCCUUUCCAUCGCCUAAUCAGAUCACCUUAGAUUUCGAAGGCAACUCAGUCUCCGAAGGUCGGACAACACCCAGCGAUGUGGACAGAGCAUCUCUUAAUGAGUCGGAGGCCACUGGGGUCAGGGAAAGGAGGGAUUCUGGUGUAGGGGCCUCUCUGACCAGGCCAAACAGGCGACUCCGAUGGAAUAGUUUCCAGCUCUCGCACCAGCCUCAGCCGUCCACGGCACCCCACAUCAGCAACCAGACAGCCGGCCAGCUGAACCUGCUCCAGCGUUUCUCACUGCUUCGCCUCACGGCCAUCAUGGAGAAGUACUCCCUGUCCAAUAAACACGGCUGGACGUGCCUCUCCCCACAGGCUGCCCCAAGAGGCUCGCGUGACCUGGUUUCUGUGAAUUCUAGGUCAGUUCCAAAGUUCAUGAAGAGGAUGAAAGUUCCUGAUUACAAAGACAAGACUGUCUUUGGUGUUCCCCUCAUAGUUCACGUGCAGAGAACGGGACAGCCCCUGCCUCAGAGUAUUCAGCAAGCACUCAGAUACCUGCGUAGCAACUGCCUCGAUCAGGUGGGUCUUUUUCGAAAAUCGGGCGUGAAAUCUCGAAUCCAUGCAUUACGUCAGAUGAACGAGAGCUUCCCUGAGAAUGUCAGCUAUGAGGACCAAUCUGCUUAUGAUGUGGCGGAUAUGGUAAAACAGUUCUUCCGGGACCUCCCGGAGCCUCUUUUCACCAACAAGCUCAGCGAGACCUUCCUCCACAUCUAUCAGUAUGUCCCCAAGGAGCAGCGGCUGCAAGCAGUGCAGGCGGCCGUCCUGUUGCUGGCCGAUGAAAGCAGGGAGGUCCUGCAGACGCUGCUGUGCUUCCUGAGUGACGUGGUCAACUCGGUGGAAGAGAAUCAGAUGACACCCAUGAACCUGGCUGUGUGUCUGGCCCCCUCCCUCUUUCAUCUUAAUUUACUGAAGAAAGAAAGCUCCCCCAGAGUCAUACAGAAGAAAUAUGCCACCGGGAAGCCAGAUCAAAAGGACCUCAGUGAGAACCUGGCCGCGGCUCAGGGGCUUGCCCACAUGAUCACAGAAUGCGACAGACUGUUCGAGGUCCCACAUGAGUUGGUAGCCCAGUCCCAUAACUCAUACGUGGAGGCUGAGAUCCACGCUCCGACUCUAGAAGACCUGGGGUCCCAGCUGGAGGAGAGCGGAGCAACUUUCCAUAUGUACCUGGAACAUCUCGUCCAGGGGCUCCAGAAAGAAGCCAAGGAGAAGUUCAAAGGCUGGGUCACGUGCUCCAGCACAGACAAUACAGAUCUUGCUUUCAAAAAGGUGGGGGACGGGCAUCCGCUGAAGCUAUGGAAGGCCUCUGUGGAGGUUGAAGCGCCCCCCUCGGUGGUUCUGAAUCGUGUGCUGAGAGAGCGUCACCUGUGGGAUGAGGAUUUUGUGCAGUGGAAGGUUGUGGAAACUCUGGACAAGCAAACAGAAAUCUAUCAGUACGUGCUGAACAGCAUGGCCCCCCAUCCUUCCAGGGACUUCGUGGUUCUCAGGACCUGGAAGACGGACCUGCCCAAAGGAACGUGUACCCUGGUGUCCCUCUCUGUGGAGCACGAGGAAGCCCAGCUCAUGGGCGGCGUGCGGGCCGUGGUGAUGGAUUCUCAGUACUUGAUAGAACCUUGUGGCUCCGGCAAAUCGAGACUGACCCACAUCUGCAGGAUAGACCUGAAAGGUCACUCCCCAGAGUGGUACAGUAAAGGCUUUGGACAUCUGUGUGCAGCAGAAGUUGCCAGGAUUAGAAACUCUUUUCAGCCCCUCAUUGCUGAGGGUCCAGAAACUAAAAUCUGAGUUUUCCCCAGUGCGACAUCAAACUCAGGGAAGAGGAAGUGAACGGAAACACUUGUGGGAGAGGCUGCUCGUGAGAAAGCGAGAGAGAGAGAGAGAGAGAGAGAGAGAGAGAGAGAGACGUGGUUAGUGCUUCAAAAUGGAAACACUGAGAAGUCGGAAUGUUGAAGAGGCAAGAAUUGCUGAGAACUUUCCUAGCCUUCCUGGAGACGGCUACAUCCCUACUAAUAUAAUAUUUUUAAAAAUCGGAACAUUUAUCUAUGUUACUUAAAAUUAAAUGGAUUAUUUCUUGUGCAUUGCCUAAUUUGCUAUUUAAAGGCUUCUAAGAAGCAUACUCUUACCUGUAAAUAAAUGUAUGUAUAGCAUAUGUACAUAUGUGUGUAUAUCUCUAUCUUCACUGUAUAUAUGCACAGUAUCAAUUUUAUAUAUAAUUGCGUCUUUUGAAAAGCAAUGCAUCUGACUCAGUGAGUCCCUUCCUCACUCACGUGGUUCUUUCCGAGUUGCUCUGGGCCCAGCCCCCCACUGUCCUGCUGCUAACACCCAGGUAUGAAAAUGUGUAGUCUGUCGGUCGGCCCCGAUGUCUAACCAAAGAUUAGCUAACCAAAGGAAAACAACAUUGAGAGUUGUUAUGUGUUGUCAGUUUGCUUGCGUCCUUCAAAAACUGAGCUUGGAGUGCUGGAGAAUGCUGGGAAAAGAAUACUUACUCCUCUUAAAAGCACAGAAGUGGAGUAGAAGUCAUGACCAAGUAUAAGGCUAGGUUGCCAGUGGCCAGUGGACCCAGCCGGAUGCAGUUUGGUGAAAUGUCAGAUGCCCACGGGCCACUGGAGUCAGGGCAAGUGACUGCAAGAACUUCAUUGCCCUGCUGGUUAGAGCCAAAUAUAAUAGCCUUUGCAUAGUCAAAGCCCAAGGGAGCCUCUGUGUUUUAUCGAGUUUUCAUAGAUACAUUUUAUCAUGUUCCUAAAUGUCAUUCUGUAUGACCAGUGGCCUUUUUGGUCACAGUUAAUCGGCAUUUUCUUACCGAUACAUUGCACUGAAUUUAACUCUGGACACCAGACGGGGGAGGCGAUGGUCAGUUGAGAGUCCUGGCCCGUUACAGCUUCAGGGAAUUCUUAUUUUGCAUGGAGGAUGUUCUUAAGAUAUAAUUCGUUAAACUUUUGCAAUUUAAAAGACAGGGUUUUAAACUAACGAUAAGACCAAAACUGUACUCUGCGAAAAUAGAACUCUUAGAAAAUAUAAACAGGUUUCUUAAUUUCAUAUUUCUUCAUUAGCCAGUCAAGCUACCUACACGUUUGACCCAAACUUAUUUAUUAUUGUAUAGGCUAAGCAGAUUGACUCUCCUUAACCCAUUGCUAAUGGAUUUAAGUUGUGGAGUUUUUUUGUUAAUUGUAAUUCGACAAUGGUAGAGAGAAAGAUAAGUUAUUAUGCUUGGCUUCAGGAAGAGAUUUUCUUUGGUAAUCCAUGAAGAUUGGCAUCAUAACUUAGCAACUGGUAUGGGAGGAAAAAAAACCCUUAAAUGAGUGUUUUCCCGUUCUUUUGUAUUGUUAUGCAUUUAUGUUAUUAUGUAAUGUUUUUCCUAUCAGCAAUGUGCAAUUCUUUUAUUGAGAGAAAUAAAAAUAUUAUAUAUGAGUUCUCUGUGGUGCAAGGAAAAUCAUACUAUUUGAAUUAUGACCUGGGAAUUUUUCAUUUCCUUGCCUACAAAGAAGUGGCCAGCAAACCCAUAAUUUUCAAGUUGGGCAAUGCUCUGUGAGGAAAACAAAUUCAUUUCUGCCAUGCAUCUUAAAUUCAACCAUAUAUGUUGGAUUACCUUAAUAUGCAUAGACAAGAUUAAUGAAGUUUAAUCUAGUUUAACACUGGUCCAGAGAUGGAAUCCUAGGGGUUUGGAAAAUACGCUAGACACACACGGAUGAAUCGUACUGUAUCACCAAGUUUAGCGUGAACACGAAUCACCCGGAGAUCUUGAUCAACUGCAGACUCUAAUUCAGGCAGUCUGGAGUAAGAUUCUACAUUUCAAACAAGUCUCGGGAUACCUAUGCUGCUGGCCCAAAGACCACACUCUGGGAAGCAAGAGGGUACUAAAACCAAUACGGUUGUAUUCAUGACCCCCCUUCUCUUUAAAUUACCUGACUUUCCCAUUUUUGCGCGCGUACUAAUCACGUCACUGCUGCAUAACCUAGUGCGUCUAAAAAAAUAAAACAGGAAAAAUGAGGGAAAAGAUGCAUCGAGCUUCUUUGUCAAAUACCACAGUAUUUUAUUCAUUGUUAUCUUGCCAAUGGAAAUAAAAUAUGAUAUUGCAUUUAAAUAUUA
This is a messenger RNA of Felis catus (domestic cat), 8769 nucleotides long. RefSeq names its product StAR related lipid transfer domain containing 13 (gene STARD13). The transcript is spliced from 14 exons. Gene Ontology annotation, biological process: signal transduction; regulation of Rho protein signal transduction; actin cytoskeleton organization. Gene Ontology annotation, molecular function: GTPase activator activity; lipid binding; protein binding. NCBI's taxonomy places the organism in Eukaryota, Metazoa, Chordata, Mammalia, Carnivora, Felidae. The coding region runs from base 3040 to 6468 and encodes 1142 amino acids. The record is from RefSeq and is a predicted model, not a curated record.